AUCCCUCCUACAUCACUCACCGUGAAUUUGUGACGUUGGCAGCAAACUCGGAAGCAACGCUGUAAACAGGGAGAGGAAUAAUCUGUUUUCUCUUUUAGUAUAGAGAUUUGUGUGUAGCCAUGUAAACGUAUUGUUAAAAGACUUGACGCAUUUUAGGUACAUGUACUUUCAGUAGUCUACAGGUAGAAUAAUUUAAUUUAAAUAGCCUACGCAGGAUGGCCAAUAAAUCCAACAACCUACAGAAAGCCAUUGACCUGGCAGGCAAGGCAUCAGAGGAGGACAAGGCAAAAAAUUAUGAGGAAGCCCUGCGUUUGUACCAACAAUCAAUACAGUACUUUCUCCACGUGGUGAAAUAUGAGGCUCAGGGAGAGAAAGCCAAGCAGAGUAUCCGGGCCAAGUGUAAGGACUACUUGGAACGUGCAGAGGAACUGAAAGGAUACCUGAACAAGAAAGAAAAAGCCCCACCAUCCAAACCUGUAAAAGAGUCGGACAACAAAGGAGGCGACAGUGAUGGGGAGGACCAAGAGAAAAAGAAGUUCCAAAAUCAGCUUCAAGGUGCAAUUGUCAUGGAGAAGCCAAAUAUAAAAUGGGACGAUGUGGCUGGUUUGGAGGGAGCUAAAGAGGCAUUGAAAGAAGCCGUCAUUCUCCCUAUCAAGUUUCCUCACCUAUUUACUGGGAAAAGGACUCCAUGGAGGGGUAUCCUGCUCUUCGGCCCUCCCGGAACAGGGAAGUCUUACCUGGCUAAGGCUGUGGCCACUGAAGCCAACAACUCCACCUUCUUCUCCAUCUCUUCCUCAGACCUGGUGUCCAAGUGGCUCGGAGAGAGUGAGAAAUUGGUGAAAAGCCUAUUCAGCAUGGCCCGAGAGCACAAGCCUUCCAUCAUCUUCAUCGAUGAGAUCGACUCUCUCUGUGGCUCAAGAAGUGAGAAUGAGAGUGAAGCUGCUCGUCGUAUUAAAACAGAGUUCCUGGUCCAGAUGCAAGGUGUUGGAAAUGACAAUGAAGGCAUUCUUGUGCUUGGAGCUACCAACAUCCCUUGGUCACUGGACUCUGCUAUUAGAAGAAGGUUUGAGAAACGCAUCUACAUCCCUUUGCCUGAAGAACACGCCCGCUCAAGUAUGUUUAAGCUUAAUUUGGGCAACACCCCCAAUGACCUGAAUGAAGAAGACUUUGUCACUCUUGGUCAUAAGACAGAGGGCUACUCUGGUGCAGAUAUCAGCGUCAUUGUUCGAGAUGCCCUAAUGCAGCCUGUCCGCCAGGUGCAGUCAGCCACUCACUUCAAACGGGUACGUGGAAAGCAGUGGAACAAACCAGAUGUGGUGGUUGAUGACCUGUUGACCCCAUGCUCUCCUAGUGACCCCAAUGGCAUAGAGAUGACCUGGAUGGAUGUGUCAGGAAAUGAACUUUUGGAACCUGUUGUUAACAUGAAGGACAUGCUAAAGUCACUUGAGAAGACCAAGCCCACUGUGAACGAUGAGGACUUGGUGAAGCUUAAAAAGUUCACAGAAGACUUUGGUCAGGAGGGCUAAUUACCUGCAGAGGACAUGACACCAAAACAAUACUUUUGUAACUUAUAUGUCUCAUCUCUGUCUAGUACCAUUCCUUCAGUGUUUACAUAUACAUCUCAAAGUGCCAAGGGCUGUCUCUUCCUUCUAUUGCACAAACAAUGUUGGGAAGUAAGUCAUUGUAUCAGGAUUAUGUAUUUAAAAUACAAGGAUGAGUAACUGUGUUUAUAUUUAGUUACAGUUUAAAUAGGUGGUAUUCAGAAUACAGUUCCUUUGAUCACUUUAUGAAAUUAUCUUUUAAAUCCUUGUAAUGUGUAGGGCUAUAGACUUUUCAAACUUCAAUUGAAAUAUUUUUUCUAACCAAA
Alosa sapidissima (American shad) is the source of this 1867-nucleotide messenger RNA. RefSeq names its product vacuolar protein sorting-associated protein 4B-like. Gene Ontology annotation, biological process: endosomal transport; vacuole organization. Gene Ontology annotation, molecular function: ATP hydrolysis activity; ATP binding. Bases 216 to 1526 code for a protein of 436 amino acids. Lineage: Eukaryota; Metazoa; Chordata; Actinopteri; Clupeiformes; Clupeidae. The transcript is spliced from 11 exons. The record is from RefSeq and is a predicted model, not a curated record.